UUGGUCUAUCCGAAAAAAAAUCCGAGGGCAUCAUCUAAUCGAGGUUUCGCGCUAAAAUCAACAGCGAAAAUGGUGGUUCAAUAUGGCUGACUGAAAGAGUUUGACUUUCGUAUUAUCUCUAGAAUGACGAAGGCAAACUAAUUUUGAAGAUGUCAAGAAGAGUUUCGAGCAGAAAGAAAGUAAACUACAGUCGGUACAUGGAAGAUGCAGACAAUUUUGGAAGUGAUGAUGACUUUCAAGAUUCCCCAAAUCCUCCACAAUCAAAAAAGACAAAAUCAAACGAAAAUAGAAACAAGGGAAAGGACAAAAAGACUAAAGAGAAAAAACAGACAUCAAUUUUGAGUAAAGACUGCCAAGCAAUUUCUAGUAAUAGUAGAAAGUCUAGAGAUGAAAAGAUAUUUGAGAAAGAAUUGCAAGCAGCAUUGGAGUUAUCAAAAAAAGAUUCACCUGAAGUCAUUGUCAUUGAAAAAGGGGAUUCAAGUUCAGAAAAUGUGGAAGUGAAGACAGAAGAAAAAAGGAUAGAGGAACAAUCCAAGAAUGAAGUUGUCAGUGAACCUAAAGAAGUUGCUGGUGAUGAGCUUGAUGGCAGUGAAGAAUACGAGUUAAGUGAUGAUUCUGAAGAUGAUGAGGAAGAUGGUUAUGAAGAACAUGACAAUGACGAUGAUGAUGAUGAGUUUGUUAUGGAGAGGAAGAAAGUAGUUAAAAAGGAUAAAGGUGAUGGAAUGAAAUCUACUGAGAAAGAAAGUGAUAAAUGUUUGCCACCAAGAAAGAAUCAGAAAGAGAAAGAAUCUAAAAAAGCCAAACCAGCCAACAAAACUUUAACCAAGCUCUCUAAUGCAACCAGUGUCACAAAUACCAGUGCAAAUACUCCGCCAUUGAGAAGUUCAACAAUACAGACCAGAGUUGCACCAAGAGUAGGAUUGAAAUCUCCAGCAGUUAUUAUGAAAAAUGCCAUCACUCAACCACCAUCCCCUGGAAAUUCCCCAAUGCAUAGCCUACAGAAUCGAAGCAAGUAUGGAAAUGCUAGCCCAGCUGUUGGUGGGAUCAUGAACGAUAGUUCUCGACCAAGUGGUCUGCGAUUGGGGUUAUCACGGAAUGUUCGUGUAGCCAAACCUUUGCAUUCGAAUAUAGCAAUCAAAUAGUUGGCAUUGGAAUCAGGGCCUUGGUCCCUAUCAUGUAGAAAUCGGCGUGACGCAGUAACUUAUUUGCUAGCAGAGAGCUUUGCCAAGAGACAAUUCUGUGGCCCAAAUUAUUAUAUUUAUAAUAUUAUUGCCUAAUAUACUGAAGGAUUGUACUAAUGUAAUAUUUUAUUCGUACCGUGUAAAUCCUCAAAAAUGCUCCUAAUGAACGUUUGUGCCUAAGGAAAUUUAGGAAAAUUUUUGCAUGGGGGAUGCUUAAUGGGGCUUUUAAUUGAGGAUUUGCAGUAUUCAAUCAGUGUAUAAAAUGUUUACGCCCUUUUUUCUUUUUCUUGUAAAUGCAGAAUAAGCCGGCAGAUAAGCCUGAAAAUGUAGGAUGAAACUCACCAACUCCAUUGCUAAUUUGCCUUUGCCUAAAAAAAAGAUUAUUUUGAUUUUAGCAUUUGUUUCGUGCCCAAUCCCUUUUAGCCGUUAAUUGUUUCUUGGGUCAUGAUACUGGACUUUCUUCAAAUAUUCAUGGCUUGUGAUUUAUAAAUAUUGACGAAAAAAAUGUAUAAAAAGGAACAAAUUGAA
Molecule: messenger RNA, 1709 nt
Organism: Rhopilema esculentum
Lineage: Eukaryota; Metazoa; Cnidaria; Scyphozoa; Rhizostomeae; Rhizostomatidae
Source: RefSeq, a predicted model, not a curated record